Xylona heveae TC161 is the source of this 2287-nucleotide messenger RNA. RefSeq names its product PLP-dependent transferase. The transcript is spliced from 8 exons. Gene Ontology annotation, molecular function: pyridoxal phosphate binding; cystathionine gamma-synthase activity. The record is from RefSeq and is a predicted model, not a curated record. Gene Ontology annotation, biological process: transsulfuration. The coding region runs from base 108 to 1934 and encodes 608 amino acids. Lineage: Eukaryota; Fungi; Ascomycota; Xylonomycetes; Xylonales; Xylonaceae.
ACUACAGUACAAUGUAUAAAUCUACACGAGCGGUGAAAGCUUAGGAUCACGGACGGAUCACUCUUGAGCUUAGAAAUCUCUCGCGUAGAAUUUGCACCUGGUUGAACAUGAAUCUGGAGCUUGGUCAAUCCAUUCCUCCAGAUACGGCUCAUGCUGUCAGCGUAUCGUUGCCAACAUGGAAGGCCAACAUAGGCUAUGAGGAGGGCGAAGAUUGGGUCAUAAACAAAAUGAAGAAUGGAUAUCCGAGAUUUUUCAUCCAUAAUUCUAUUAAACGGUUCGCAGAAAUUAUAUGCCGUAGUCAUGCCAGUCCUGCCGAAACUGCUGCUUUGUUCCCUUCCCGAGCAGCUGCGCUUCGAUGUGCAGAGUUUCUUUACACUCAUGCGGCCGACUUGCACGGGCAAAGGGUCCGCAUCGUCGAGCUGGUUUUGAAUCCUCGAACUUCCAGAGACACAACUCUCCACGCACUUGCACCAGAGAUCUUCGCCGUUAUAUUCCCCAAGGAGCACUUCCCUGUUACCAAAAGCUUUUGGGCACAUACUGGGGAUGGAAUCUCGAGCCGACGAGCCGAAUUUUGCAUGGGACUUUAUGAAGAAGGUAUAUUAGUUGAGAAAUCUGUCGCUCAAGAUCAUGAGAGAGAGCCUCAGCGACUCUCGAAAGGUCCAAAGCGCUACCAGAGAGGGGACGCCACUGAAAGAUGCGUCUCCAAAUUCACCCGUCAGCCAAAUAGCACAUCAACCUCAGCAUUGAACGGAAGUCAUGGCGGAGAAGAGGCAGAUCAAUUUGUAGAAGAGAGGUUUGGUAGGAACAUGGAUCUUUCAUUUGUUGCAAAUGCAAAACUUGCAAUAAGAAAACGGAUUGCCGGCUCAUUAACGGCUGAUGUCGACUUGACGGAUGCAUUGACAAUGACGAGAGACGAGGAGCGGAUUCGUCAAAGCUCCGGGUUUUCCGAAGACGAUGUUUAUCUCUAUCCCACGGGAAUGAGUUCAAUAUUCAACACACAUAGGAUACUCUUAAAGACCCGAGGUCCCUUAAAAAGCAUCUGCUUCGGCUUUCCUUAUGUCGAUACUCUCAAAAUUCUUCAGAAAUGGGGACCGGGCUGCUUGUUUUACGGUCAUGGCUCUUCCGAGCAGCUCGAUGACCUUGAACUUCGCUUACAAUCAGGGGAGAGGUUCCUGGCACUUUUUUGCGAAUUUCCUGGAAAUCCCCUUUUGAAAACGCCAGAUCUCCAACGGAUAAGGUCGCUUGCGGACAAAUACGAAUUUGCUGUAGUAGUGGACGAGACAAUUGGAAAUUUCCUGAAUGUGCAGGUCCUGCCUUAUGCUGACAUUGUCGUCAGUAGCCUAACAAAGAUCUUCAGCGGAGACAGUAAUGUGAUGGGCGGCAGUUGUGUUCUGAAUCCCCGGAGCAAGUAUUACGACGCGUUGAGGACGACGCUUGCAGCCGAGUAUGAAGACACUUACUGGGCGGAAGAUGCGAUUUUUAUGGAAAGGAACAGUCGAGACUUCGUCUCGCGAAUCGACAGAAUAAACGUUAAUGCAGAAGCUAUAUGCGAUGUGCUGAAAGCAGACCCUCGUGUGAAAGAGGUGUUUUAUCCAAAGUAUAGUUCCACGCGCCCCUUCUAUGACUCUUGCCGAACACCUAAUGGCGGCUUUGGUGGGCUCUUGUCCGCCACUUUCUACUCGAGCGACGAUGCAAUGAAGUUCUUUGACAGCCUUGAGACAGCGAAGGGCCCUAGUCUUGGAACUAAUUUUACCCUUUGUAUGCUCUAUACUUUGUUAGCGCAUUAUACUGAGCUUGAAUGGGCCGCGGAGUUUGGUGUAGAAAAAGAAUUGAUCAGGAUAAGUGUUGGGCUCGAAGAUUCAGGAGAUCUGACAUGUAGAGUGCAACGGGCACUGGACGGACUUGGCUACCCGAAAGGAGAAACAGAGCAUUGACAUGUUUCAUGUUUGUCCCAAAAUUUGAGCAUUUGAAUCUGUCGAAAAACAGUUCUAGAAUAUUGGCCGCGACCUUGUAGAUAUGCCUUGAAAUCUUUCUAGGCCAUUCAACGUGGCUCUGCGCGGAAAGGGCGAAUAGGAGACGCAGCAGCUCUGCGCAACAGUCUAAUCGUUCUGACUUGGAGACCACCAAAUCUUGGGCAAUGGAAGCUCGGUGUCGGUGUCGAUUGGAAAGAGUGAUUCUAAGCACUCUCGCAAGAGGCGAAUAUACGUUUUUCUUGUAAUCUAUUAUACGUCCCUACAUCACAAGGAAUAAGUCUUUAUAUGUUGGUGGCCAAUAGAGAAAUGUAUAU